Messenger RNA from Eucalyptus grandis, 1461 nucleotides. Its product is annotated as sugar transporter ERD6-like 6. Lineage: Eukaryota; Viridiplantae; Streptophyta; Magnoliopsida; Myrtales; Myrtaceae. The record is from RefSeq and is a predicted model, not a curated record. Gene Ontology annotation, biological process: transmembrane transport; carbohydrate transport. Gene Ontology annotation, molecular function: sugar transmembrane transporter activity. Gene Ontology annotation, cellular component: membrane. The transcript has 18 exons. Bases 1 to 1461 code for a protein of 486 amino acids.
AUGAGCUUCCGGGAGGAAAAUGACGAGUCGAGGGAUCUCAGGAAGCCCUUCCUCAACACGGGCAGCUGGUACCGCCUCGGCUCGAGGCAGUCCGUCAUCGCGGGGUCUUCCCAGUAUAUCCGCGAGUCCGCCGUCUCGGUCGUCGCCUGCGUUCUCAUUGUCGCCCUCGGUCCUAUCCAAUUCGGAUUCACCUCUGGUUAUUCUUCGCCUUGCCAAGCCGCAAUCACACAGGAUCUCGGGCUCUCUGUCUCCGAGUUCUCUGUGUUCGGCUCUUUAUCCAAUGUCGGCGCGAUGGUUGGGGCUAUAGCAAGUGGUCAGAUUUCCGAAUACAUUGGAAGAAAAGGGUCUUUGAUGAUUGCUGCAAUUCCCAACAUCCUCGGAUGGCUGGCCAUAUCCUUCGCCAAAGAUUACUCUUUCCUCUAUUUGGGAAGACUGCUGGAAGGUUUUGGUGUGGGGGUUAUAUCAUACACGGUUCCCAUAUACAUAUCCGAGAUAGCACCCCAGAACAUGAGGGGAAGCUUGGGAUCAGUGAAUCAGCUCUGUGUGACUAUUGGAAUAAUGCUUGCUUAUGUGCUGGGGUUUUUCGUUCAGUGGAGGCCGCUCGCAGUUAUAGGAACUUUACCUUGCCUUUUACUGAUACCUGGUCUGUUUUUCAUUCCGGAAUCUCCUCGGUGGCUGGCAAAAAUGGGCAUGACCGAGGAUUGUGAGGCUUCCUUGCAAGUUCUCCGAGGUUUUGACGCUGAUAUCAGUAGUGAAUUAAAUGAGAUAAAGAGAUCUGUAGCCUCGAGUAGCAAAAGAACUGCAAUUCGAUUUGCAGAGCUUAAACGGAAAAGAUAUUGGUUUCCUUUGACGAUUGGAAUAGGAUUACUAGGUCUCCAACAGCUUAGUGGAAUAAAUGGUGUUCUCUUCUAUUCGAGUAUCAUUUUUCAAGGUGCAGGGGUUUCAUCGACCAAUACAGCAACAUUUGGACUCGGUGCUAUUCAGGUUGUAGCCACUGGAAUUAGUACUUGGUUGGCAGAUCGAGCAGGUCGCCGGGUCCUCCUCAUUGUUUCUAGCUCUGGAAUGACCGCUAGCCUCCUCACAGUUGCAUUGGCAUUCCAUCUGAAGGGUUUUGUACCGGAUGGCUCUGAUAUGUAUGCUGCUCUUGGGAUUGCAUCAGUCAUCGGAGUUGUGGGCUUCGGAGCUUCAUUCUCGCUUGGCAUUGGAUCCAUCCCGUGGGUUGUAAUGUCUGAGAUCCUUCCAAUGAACAUCAAGGGACUUGGUGGAAGCACAGCCACGCUUGCUAACUGGUUUGUUGCCUGGCUUGUCACCAUGACAGCAAACUUGCUCCUGCGUUGGAGUGCUGCAGGUACCUUCACCAUCUAUACCCUUGUGAGCGCCUUCACUCUGGCAUUUGUGUGUCUCUUGGUCCCUGAGACAAGAGGAAGAACCCUGGAAGAAAUCCAAUUGUCCUUCAGAUGA